CAGGAAACUGUGCCACCCUUCCAGGUCCACUGGAGAGAGAGAGAGAAACUGAAGGGAAGGAUCGGGGCCUUUCAUUGGAGAUGGGAAUCAGAAAGUAGCAAAUAACAGAGAUCAGGUUGCACUUUUCAACAAAAGGCACAUAGCCACCUGAAGGAGAGAAGGGCAGUCCUGCACCUGAGGAUAAUGUGGCACUCUUCCUGAAGGGUUGUUUGGAGUUUGAAGAGCUCUCAGCUAUUUGAUCCUGGAGAUCUACAAGACACCUCUGCACGUUCUAACAAGAAGCAGAGGAGUGUGCCAGCCUAAAGCGAAGCAUCAGGGACAGUGGUUACAUAGACUGCUGAGAGUACGAGUGCAGUGACUCUUUCUCCCUGCCGAGGCUCGCACGGGACGACUCAUUCGACAGCCUGGACUCCAUCAGCUUGCGUUCCCAUCAAACCCCCUCACCUGAUGGCCUGCUUCCUCACGGCUACAGCGAUGGCCGUGGCAGCGAUUCAGAGUGCGACACCCCCCAGAGGAAGAUGCCAGACGUGCGCAAGGAUGACAUGCUGGUCCGGCGAACUUCCUGGAGUAAACCCCAGACUGCCAUUCCUUUCAACCAGUAUCUGCCCAACAAAAGUAACCAAAGCUCAUACAUACCUGCACCACUGCGAUGCCCUUGUGCAGACAGAGAUGACAGCUGCAAAAGCUGGAGUAAUGCAAACUCACCUGUUGGAGGAGAAAGACCUUUCAGAUUUAGCUGCUCAUCUAGUGUGUUUGAUGAUCCAGAGAGUGUAAGCAUGAUUGACAUGAGAAGUGAGGAAGAGUCUAUGUUGCUGCCCCAUAGUCAAGUUCGACAUGAUCUCAUGCACAACCAGUACAACAAGCUGAAAGAGGAAGAAGACCAUUGGCAGGAUGACUUGGCCAAAUGGAAGAGUCGCAGAAGAAAUGUGUCCCAGGAUCUGAUCAAGAAAGAAGAGGAGAGAAGGAUGAUGCAGAGACUGUUGGGUGCAGAUGGAGCAUCACAGAGAAGGAAAAGUAUCAAGACUUACAGAGAAAUAGUGGAGGAGAAGGAGCGUCGUGAACAGGAGCUGCAUGAAGCAUACUGGAACGCCCGCACACCAGAAGAAGCAGCUUCUGUGCUGCAGUGUUAUGCCCAGCGUUUUACCAUCAGUGAGGCAGUUAUUGAGUGCCUCAAACUCCCCAAGCUUCUGGAGAGGAGUGUGUCGGCUGACCCCACUCGUCACUCCUUUUCUUUGAGUGCUUCCAUAAACCCACUGCAGUACCUGAGGCAGCAGUCACUUCCCUUGGCCAAAUUUACAUCCAUGGUCGAAGCACGGGUGACGGGAUACAGCACAGAGCAUGAAUUCGUGGGAGAUGUGACAGCGCCCUCGCGGGGUCCAAAAGCUUACAACAGUGCUACUGCUGAAAUGAGAACAGCUAAGGUGGAUGAAAUAAUGUGCGUGACUGGAGAAAGAAAGGAUGCCAGCAAUAGCAAUAAGAAGGGAGGACCACAGAAAAACAAAGAAGCAGAAGAUGAUUAUCUGCGGUUCUUCCCAUCUUCUUACCAACACACAGCCUCAGACAUCACAGAUACUGAUAUGUCAGGGGUCCAGCCCACAGACCAGACUCUCUCAUCCAUGUGCACACAAGAGUGUUGCGAGAAAGACACAAAAACAACAGAGGUUGAAGGUGGAACAGUCCCACAGGCUGGUGAUGUCGCUUUAUUCCCAGAAGUGUUGGAGCUAAAAGCAGAAAAGAUAGAUCAAGAGCAGACAGAUAAGAUAUAUAUGAGUCAACCGGCCAUGAUUCAGUUUGACAACUCUGCUGUGCAGGUAAAUAAAUUAGCAACUGAGAUCCCACAGAAAUCAACAAAUCAAUCAGUACCAUCUAACCUUGAAUCAUACAUAACCAAAUCAGAUAUGGCAGAAAAAAAUGAAAAUGAAAGGAAGAUUCUAGAAGAGACCCUGACCCCUCUGGCCCCUCACCCAACGAUUGCACCAUCAGCCCUUCCCAAAACCCACAGCACUUUACAAUCCCAGCCUAAGCCAGAAAACAAACAGGGGCUACAGGAGAAGCAGAUGAGCUCUGGAACUUAUAGGCAAAGAGAAGUCGGCAACAGUGAAGCAGCCCAAAGACGGACAGAGAGUUUACAGAUUUCUCCCCUGCAAGGUUGUGGUUCAUUGGGUCAGAGAGGACAAGUAGACCAGAGCCAAGAAAAGCGGCCCACAUUACCGUCUAGUCAGGAUAUGCCACUGGGUAACAGACAGAGACCCCAGCAGAAUGAGACCUGGAAAAAGAAUACAUCUCAAUCAAAAUCUGGUGGAUGCAGGAGGUCUGACUCUGUAGAGAACAUUGGACCAAAUUCAUCAACAUCACCUUCAUUCACAGAUACACAACCAUCUCCAUCACCAAACAGGUCUGUUAGUGGGAAGAAACUUUGUUCAAGUUGUGGUCAUCCACUUGGCAAAGGUGCCGCCAUGAUUAUAGAGACUCUCAGCCUUUACUUCCACAUCCAGUGCUUUAAGUGUGGAAUCUGUAAGGGCCAGUUGGGUGACACCAGCACAGGAACAGAUGUGAGGAUCAAAAACGGUCUACUCAACUGCCAUCAAUGUUAUAUCCACUCCCGCUCCGCUGGUCAGCCCACAAACUUGUGAGCUCAUUGAUUUUGGGAGCAAAGAAAUCUACCCAUAAUACUGUCACCCCCAGUCCUCCCCCUAUACGCAUAAGUGAAU
Messenger RNA from Carassius carassius (crucian carp), 2711 nucleotides. RefSeq names its product LIM and calponin homology domains 1b (gene limch1b). Bases 519 to 2633 code for a protein of 704 amino acids. Gene Ontology annotation, molecular function: myosin II head/neck binding. Lineage: Eukaryota; Metazoa; Chordata; Actinopteri; Cypriniformes; Cyprinidae. The transcript is spliced from 21 exons. The record is from RefSeq and is a predicted model, not a curated record. Gene Ontology annotation, biological process: positive regulation of stress fiber assembly; regulation of focal adhesion assembly. Gene Ontology annotation, cellular component: stress fiber.